ACCAUCCCGAACAUUUGUGCUUUUAGAAGGCCUUUCAUCUCCGCUGAUCAUGCAGCUGGCUUUCUUCUUAGUCAUCCUGAUUACUGUACAUGUGUUUGUACCAGUGGACUGUAGGCCAAGGCUCCAGGAUUCUGCGCAACUAGCUCAACACCAGCAGGGUCAAUUGAACAUAGGAACAAAUGCAGAUAAAUCUGCUGGUACAGGACACUUCUACUCUGUGCUGAAUGGAUCAGGGAGACUAAACAUUUACAGGGGCUUUCUGGUUAUUUUACCUAUAAGAAGUAACUUUGUGUCAAUAUUUGAUUUGCGAAGAAAGCAAUUCCUCUGUAUGGACUUUAAGGGAGAGCUCUACAUAUCCAGGCAAAGGGACACAGAAGACUGUCGCUUCCAGCACAUUUGGUUAGAUUUUGUGAACCACCAUAAAAUGUUUUACUCUACACACGGGAGCAGGCUGCUCAAACUACGAGGAGGUCAUCUGCUAGUGGCACACGGCAAGCCACCUGAACCCUCCUCAGCCCUGCUGGAGAGGGUCCUGAAUCCCUUGGUUAAAAGACAAAGAAGGAGCGAAGAGGUGAACCCCUCUGAUCCUUUAAGAACAGAAGCAAACCCCUCACAUUCUGGGAAGGAUCUCAGAGACGAACAGGACCAAAUGGGUGCUGUGUCCAAAGAGACCAUCACCUCCUGUGACGACCCCCUGUCGGUGUUACAGCCCAAUGUGCUUGGAAGUCCUGUGAAAACUAAUAUCGCUGACAGGGCAGAGCAAGACUAAAUCACCCAGCAUCACUCAUCCAUAGACACUGUUUUCUGGGAUGAAUUUUGGCUGAGCAUUCAUAGCCAUUAAAAAGUAGCUCUUGAUUUCUAAACCUGGUAGAAAAUUAAAAGCUGAAAAUUCAUCUUUUCAGGCUAUCACAAAGUGAGAGUUUAAUAAACACAAAGUGUCUGUUUUUGUUUUAUGCAAAAUUUGACUGACACUUUAUUUGGCUGUGAGAUGGUCAGGAUCUGACAGUCACACAAUGUCUCCUCCAGGUACACAAACUAGAAUGACCAAAUAGCAUGUAUAUGCUAUUUACAUGUAUCUACAUCUAAGUGGGUUCUGUCUCAGUGUCUGAUGCAUGGUGUGUGAUUAUUCUCACAUGCUAGGGCAACACGGCGGUGCAGUGAUAAGUACUGCUGCCUCACAAGGAGACAAGUCUGGAUUUGAAUCUGCUGGGACUGAGGAGGAAGAGAUGUCCUCUCUCUUUGUAACAAAAGUUAUACAGAAAAGGAACGUCAUCUUUUUAAUGACCUAAAAAAGAUGGCUUUUGACUCGUAAAGCUAUCUCUCUUCAAUGUGUUUUUGCUGGGCAGGGUGAUACUGACCCUUUUAUAUGUACUCAUAAACCUAGUUACAUCACAGGGGCUUGCACAGGUCUUUUGUUUGAAUAGAAGUUAAUGGAUAAGUCUGGGAAGAGGCGGCAUAAGUUUGCUCCAGUGUCCUGCUGUCCUUUAGCCUCUUUUGUGAGCAAAACUUUAACCCUUUUGCCAGAUAUGGCAAUACAUGUAGAAUAUGUAAUCUGCCAAUUCGUGAUAUUAAUAUGCUGAAAAACAACAACAAGAACAAAAAAGGCGAAUUACAGCGUUGUGACUUGGUAAAAAAUAUCAGCUUUUUGCAACUUCCAUAAACAUGUUAAAAAUAUGCCAGGUGCUGGACACCAACAGUCACAGGAAUAAAAUGUAUUUAUUUAUUGAAAUGUCUUAAUGACUUGAUUACUUGCCUGCUGUUUUAUUAUUUAUAUAUUGGUUGUUGUGUCAUUUGUGAUGUUAAAAUAAAUUGCA
Messenger RNA from Archocentrus centrarchus (flier cichlid), 1814 nucleotides. Its product is annotated as fibroblast growth factor 23-like. The transcript has 3 exons. The record is from RefSeq and is a predicted model, not a curated record. NCBI's taxonomy places the organism in Eukaryota, Metazoa, Chordata, Actinopteri, Cichliformes, Cichlidae. The coding region runs from base 50 to 769 and encodes 239 amino acids. Gene Ontology annotation, molecular function: growth factor activity.